This is a messenger RNA of Arabidopsis lyrata subsp. lyrata, 1303 nucleotides long. RefSeq names its product ethylene-responsive transcription factor ERF014. Bases 376 to 1011 code for a protein of 211 amino acids. Gene Ontology annotation, molecular function: DNA binding; DNA-binding transcription factor activity. The transcript has a single exon. NCBI's taxonomy places the organism in Eukaryota, Viridiplantae, Streptophyta, Magnoliopsida, Brassicales, Brassicaceae. The record is from RefSeq and is a predicted model, not a curated record. Gene Ontology annotation, biological process: regulation of DNA-templated transcription.
AACUUUUAGUGGUAAACAAUAGUGUACUUUUUAGGAACUAAAGAAUUAGUUUGGAGGUCAAAUCAAUAAAUAUACAUUUUUGAAAUUAAAAAAUAAGGAGGAUCUGUGAUUGGGUGUUGCAUAUGGGACUGUGAUUAAGGAAAUUUUUUUUUUAAUAAAUAAAUUAAAAAACACCUGUCUCUCACAUUAUUUUAAAAGAAAAGUAUUAAUCUCUUUGUGUGUGCCCCAUGCUACUUUCUUUGACUAUGUUCAUAGUAUUUUUUUUCUCUUCAAUUUUUUAUGUUUCUCUUUCCAUUUUUGUUCUCUAUAUCUCAUCUAUAAAUAGACACACACCAUUCUUCUCCUCCAACUUCCUCCCUUAAUUAGUAUCAAAAAAUGGUGAAAACACUUCAAAAGACUACAAAGAGAAUGUCAUCUCCAUCAUCAUCAUCUUCAUCAUCCUCAUCAACAUCAUCAUCAUCCAUAAGGAUGAAGAAGUACAAAGGAGUGAGAAUGAGAAGUUGGGGUUCAUGGGUUUCAGAGAUCAGAGCUCCUAACCAAAAGACAAGGAUCUGGCUUGGUUCUUACUCAACCGCUGAAGCCGCGGCUAGAGCCUACGACGCAGCUCUUCUCUGUCUCAAAGGAUCCUCAGCUAAUAAUCUCAACUUCCCAGAGAUCUCAUCUUCUCUCUUUAACAUUAUCAACAAUGGUGAUAACAACAAUGACAUGUCUCCAAAGUCCAUACAGAGAGUAGCUGCUGCUGCUGCUGCAGCCAACACAGAUCCUUCUUCAUCAUCAGUCUCUACUUCAUCUCCAUUGCUUUCAUCUCCAUCUGAAGAUCUCUAUGAUGUUGUCUCCAUGUCACAGUACGACCAACAAGUCUCCUUGUCUGAAUCAUCAUCAUGGUACAAUUGUUUUGAUGGUGAUGAUGAAUUCAUGUUCAUUAAUGGCGUUUCGGCGCCUUAUUUGACAACACCACUUUCUGAUGAUUUCUUUGAGGAAGGAGAUAUCAGAUUAUGGAAUUUCUGCUGAUUUUUUUUUUACUUUUAAUCAUACCUUAUUCUUUGUUUCAAUAUAUAUACUUCAGUUAUGUAAUACAAUGUGUUAUACUUUUUCUUUUUUUUUCUCUUUUAUAAUCAAUUCUCACAAUGUAUGGAACAUUUGGGGAUCUUUGUACCAAUAUCUAAAUUAUUUUUGAAAUUAGAUAUUUUUCAUGUUAAAAGUUCAGUAAAUCUAGAAGUAGUGGUUAUAGUAUGCUUUCGAGCAACGAAACGAGCUUCGAAUGAUAACAAGUUAAAAGGUUAUUUUUUUAAAGUACAUAAUC